This is a messenger RNA of Necator americanus (New World hookworm), 774 nucleotides long. RefSeq lists its product as uncharacterized. Lineage: Eukaryota; Metazoa; Nematoda; Chromadorea; Rhabditida; Ancylostomatidae. Gene Ontology annotation, cellular component: mitochondrial large ribosomal subunit; ribosome. The record is from RefSeq and is a predicted model, not a curated record. The transcript has 8 exons. Gene Ontology annotation, molecular function: structural constituent of ribosome. Gene Ontology annotation, biological process: translation. Bases 1 to 774 code for a protein of 257 amino acids.
AUGUUGGCCCGCGGGCUAAGGUGUCUCUCGGCACGUUGGGCCCAUUCGAACCUACAAAAACCUAUUGAUAUCGCUACAACUUCUAUUGCUCCAGGAAGUAAAGAGGCUUGGGAACGGCGUCUUGAACUAAGAAAACCAAAACUUCAACGAGACGAAGUCCUCUCUUCUAAGGUGUACUACGCUCCUGAAUGGGAGCUCGACAAGAAGCCUAAUAAGGAUGCUGAGUUCCCUGACCCUUUAAGAAAUUACGGGAUUACGCCGGAGAAGUGGGAAUAUUACAACAAGGUGGUAUGGCCUCCCAACUACGUUGUUCCGGAAACAGGAUUACCGAAACUCAGGGAGGUGUUUCACUGCCGAGAAUCAGUGCAUUUCUCUCCGAAACGUAUGUGGCAAGCGUGCCAACUCGUGUGGCGAACAAAUGUCGACUAUGCAAUCACACAACUACAGUUCCAGCAAUUAAAGAGUUGCAAAAUACUUGGUGAGGUGCUAGCGGAGGCCAAAGAACGAGCAGCAAACGAGUUUCACAUAGAAUUUCCUUCCGAUAUGUAUGUGGCGGAUGCUUUUCCUGUUCAGACGAAUAUUAUUAAAGGUACUCGACGUCACGCUCAUGAAAAUUGGUGCACCAUUCGAUAUCGGUAUAUUCACAUUUUUGUUCGACUUGAAGAGGGCGCUCCACCGCCGUUCCGAACACGAGAGAAGCUGAAAAAUGGAUGGGAACAUAUGGAAGCUUAUUAUAGGUAUCUUCGAUCGCGCACCAAGAAAUAUAGCAUAUAA